AUGGCUCUGUUCUUCACCCUGGCUCUCCUGGCUGUGGCACAUCAUCCUUUAAUGGCAUUUGACAUGGGGCAGUCCACUCGCUGCGUCGCCAUCCCUAACCAGAUGAAGGUCUGCAAAGACGUAGGAUACUCGGAGAUGCGUCUGCCCAAUUUCCUGGGCCACAGCAACCUGGAGCUGGAGGUGGUGCCACGGUCCGAGGACUGGAAGCCCUUGCUGCAGACAGGCUGCCACCCUCAGGCCCAGGCCUUCCUCUGCUCCAUCAUCGCCCCUGUCUGUCUCGAUACUUUCAUCCAGCCCUGCCGCAGUCUGUGUGUGGCAGUGAGGGACAGCUGUGCCCCAGUGCUCGCCUGCCAGGGUCACCAAUGGCCAGAGGCUCUUGAGUGUGACCGAUUCCCUGCUGAAGAGGACAUGUGCCUCACUCCCCAUGCAAAAUUAAGUCACUUCGCCAAAGAUCUACCUAAACCUGCUUGCCAAAACUGUCCAGCAGUGGAAGAGGCUCCUGCAAUGGAAACAGUCCUGGAGGCUUUUUGUCAUUAUGACUUCGCUGUGACCGCCAAACUCCAUCGCCAUCGCCUUCCCACGGGUGAACCAGAAUUUGAGGUGGGGGGCCGGGUGGAGUUUAUCCAACAGGGACCUCUGCUGCCCUACGACACAAAGCUCCUCCUCCAGCAGUGGCUCCUCAUCAACCUGCAAUGUGCCAAAGUCCUUGUGCGCUCCGGACGAUCCCAGCUGUACGUGCUGACCGGCUCUGUGCAGCCGGACGGAACUCUGGCUCUCACACGGCUCUUCCCUUGGCACAAAAAAGACGCAAACAUUGCUGUGGCCACUCGGAAGUGGAAGCACCACAGGUGUUAA
Molecule: messenger RNA, 855 nt
Organism: Limanda limanda (common dab)
Lineage: Eukaryota; Metazoa; Chordata; Actinopteri; Pleuronectiformes; Pleuronectidae
Gene: szl
Product: sizzled
Exons: 4
Coding region: 1-855 (284 amino acids)
Biological process (GO): non-canonical Wnt signaling pathway; negative regulation of canonical Wnt signaling pathway; canonical Wnt signaling pathway
Molecular function (GO): Wnt-protein binding
Source: RefSeq, a predicted model, not a curated record